AUUAAACGGCAAUCUGGUUCUGCGGGCUGUGUUAAAAAUAUCGAGAGCGUCCCGCGAGAAGCGGGACUGUUGGGCGGAUGGCUGGUUGUGGUGAAGUUAGCCACUCUGCUAACAUGCUGCCCACUAAUAAGAAACUGGUUGAGCCUUGUCCCAACAGUGCUCCUUCAUUGUCUGUUCCUGAAUGUGCUAUAUGCCUGCAGACCUGUGUGCAUCCAGUUAGUCUACCUUGUAAACACAUAUUCUGCUACUUGUGUGUGAAGGGGGCUUCUUGGCUUGGAAGGCGUUGUGCUUUGUGCAGACAAGAGAUUCCUGAGGACUUUCUUGAUAAGCCUACAUUACUGUCACCUGAGGAACUGAAAUCUGCAAGUAGGGGAAAUGGAGAAUAUGCAUGGUAUUAUGAGGGAAGAAAUGGUUGGUGGCAGUAUGAUGAGCGGACAAGCAGAGAGCUUGAAGAUGCCUUCACAAAAGGCAAAAAGAGCACAGAGAUGUUGAUAGCUGGCUUCCUCUAUGUAGCAGACUUGGAGAACAUGGUUCAAUACAGGCGUAAUGAGCAUGGACGGCGUAGAAAAAUCAAGAGAGAUAUUGUAGAUAUACCAAAAAAAGGAGUUGCUGGGCUAAGGCUUGAAUGUGAUGCAGCAAAUGUAAAUCUAGCGCGAGAGAGCUCAGCAGAUGGUGCGGACAACAUGGCAGCACUUGGAGCUUCUUCAAGUCAACCUACACCUGUGUUACCAACAAGGCUGCACACAUCCCUCAGUACAACUGCAAGUCAUGCCCUUUCACAUUCUGAUGUUACUUCUUCAUUGGAGAACUCCUUUGCUCAGCUUCAGAUUGGCGAUCCUGUGAUAGGCAGGAAUAAUAUAGGUGAAGGUGAAGAAGGACAGCCUCUAAUUAACGCUAGAAUGCCAGCCCCCAGUGCUUUGCUGGAAGAAUCAGAGCCAAGUGACAGUAAUGACCAUGGAAGUCCUACAUUACAACAUAAUUCACUUCUUGUGCCACAAAGUAAUAGGCUCCCAUUUGGUAAUCCCUGAUUGUACCCCACCUGCAUAGGCACAAAGUACCAGUGUAAGGUCUAAAAGACCUGAUGGACAGUGCACAGUCACAGAAGUCUAAAGCAGUCAGCCAGAGAAAGAAGAGCAAUGUCAUCCUUGUUAUUUCCUUAGUAUGUUUUAGACUUGAGCUCAGACUUAGAAUAUUUGUUUAAAAAAAUUAUUUUUACCAUUAACAUGAAGUAUCUUGCUCUUUGGCCGAAAGACCUGUUUAUAUAUAAUUAUAAUUAAUGGGGAAAAAGAGGCUGUGGCCUAAUAGCUGUUUGCUAAAUGGGAAUGGCAUACAUUGACAUUUUACUUUGUGGUGCUAAACCAAAAGGUACCCUAUGUGUAAUACAUAAAAAUGUUUUGGGGGUCUCCUGAGAACAGUGUAUGACUUGGGAUAUAAAAAAUACUAUAGCCUGUAUGUAGGUUAGAAAUUGUGUUUAACAUAUAGUAAGUGUAACAUUUAUUGUGUUCACUCAGCAUUCCUUCACUGUGCAUUUAACAUGUUGCUUGCCUUGACUGAGUUGUCCUCUUGACAUCUAUUUUCCUUAGAUGUGAAGAGGACAACUGUUUUGUAUACCUGUAAUGCAGUUUUCCCCCAUAAAUGCAGAUGUGCACACUUGGAAUGUUUUAUGAACACAAAAGGCUGUACCCCGAUCAUUUAAAAUUUCAGGGAGAGUAAGAUAAAAUUUACUUACAAAUAAGGCAAUUUACCAAUAAAGUUGCUACGUUGUGUGUGUA
This is a messenger RNA of Xenopus tropicalis (tropical clawed frog), 1772 nucleotides long. RefSeq names its product ring finger protein 146 (gene rnf146). The coding region runs from base 78 to 1028 and encodes 316 amino acids. Gene Ontology annotation, molecular function: zinc ion binding; ubiquitin protein ligase activity; poly-ADP-D-ribose binding. NCBI's taxonomy places the organism in Eukaryota, Metazoa, Chordata, Amphibia, Anura, Pipidae. Gene Ontology annotation, biological process: protein ubiquitination; Wnt signaling pathway. The transcript is spliced from 2 exons. The record is from RefSeq and is marked provisional. Gene Ontology annotation, cellular component: cytosol; nucleus.